This is a messenger RNA of Peromyscus eremicus (cactus mouse), 565 nucleotides long. It is a transcript of the gene Rbis, whose product is annotated as ribosomal biogenesis factor. Gene Ontology annotation, biological process: ribosome biogenesis. Gene Ontology annotation, cellular component: nucleolus. The transcript has 4 exons. Lineage: Eukaryota; Metazoa; Chordata; Mammalia; Rodentia; Cricetidae. The record is from RefSeq and is a predicted model, not a curated record. Bases 211 to 504 code for a protein of 97 amino acids.
GUGGGCUAUGGACCCACCCGCCCAGGCGGGCCUGAAACCUUGGGGCCACCCCUUGGCAGGUUCCCUGUAUUUGAACCGUCUUCAUCACAAUUUUCAAGCUGUCAGCUUUCCCAAUCCUGGCCUCCGUUAGGUUGUUUGUCUUCUCGAACCAUUCUGUUUCUGGCUUAAGCAUCUCUCUUGUCUUUGGAGUUAGAAACACCUUUGCCUACAAUGGCCAAGAACAAAUUAAAAGGGCAGAAGUCCAGGAAUGUAUUUCACAUAGCCAGCCAAAGAACCUUCAAAGCUAAAAAUAAGGCAAAACCAGUUACUACUAAUCUUAAGAAGAUAAACAUUAUGAAUGAUGAAAAAGUCAACAGAAUGAACACAGCUUUUGUAAAUAUACAGAAAGAACUUGCAAACUUUUCGAAAAGCCUUUCUCUUAAAUCUGUGCAGAAAGAGCUGAAGCCCCGUGAAAAUGAACCGGCUAAUGUUGAUGAAGCGACGAGACUAAUGGCUCAGUUGUAAUCUAGUGACAGAAUAUCACAUUCCCCCAAAGGUCAAUAAACCGAAUGCUCAUACAACUUUA